Molecule: messenger RNA, 6294 nt
Organism: Brienomyrus brachyistius
Lineage: Eukaryota; Metazoa; Chordata; Actinopteri; Osteoglossiformes; Mormyridae
Gene: kcnab2a
Product: potassium voltage-gated channel subfamily A regulatory beta subunit 2a
Exons: 14
Coding region: 887-2080 (397 amino acids)
Biological process (GO): regulation of potassium ion transmembrane transport; potassium ion transport; regulation of action potential
Cellular component (GO): cytoplasm; extrinsic component of cytoplasmic side of plasma membrane; juxtaparanode region of axon
Molecular function (GO): transmembrane transporter binding; potassium channel regulator activity; voltage-gated potassium channel activity
Source: RefSeq, a predicted model, not a curated record
CUCUCUCUCUCUCUCUCUCUCUCUCUCUCUCUCUCUCUCUCUCCUUUGGUCUCUCACUGCCUCUCUAUCUUGCCUGAUACAUGCAAGUUUAAUCCGUGGAAAGCGGGUCCGUGCCAGCGAGUGUAUGUGUGUGUGUCUGUGCGUGUGUGGAUUUUCUCCUGAUGAACGAACACAUUUAUGUUCGACAGAACAAAAGGAAGCCUCUGCCGAACUUGUGUGCAACUGCCGGCGCUGUUGGACACGCCGGUUCCCCACAGCUUCCUGAGCUUCUCUUUGUAGCUAUCUCCGUAUUUACCGAUCUGCCGUGUGAACGGAACUGGUCAGUCUAACAUUUGGAUUAUUCAUUUAUAAGUUAGCAGUUGCUGAAUCUGUUGGCUUUAAUACUGACUGGACACCGACUGUGGAAUCCGGGAUUCUAAUCUAAGAGAAAAUUCACUUUCUUUUUGUGGUUUGGGCAGAAGAAGAAAUAAAUGGUAAAAUGAGCCAUCUUCCUGAGAGGUGCCGGAGAAUUGUGCGUGUGUGUGGCAUUGUGUGUGUGUCCGCCCCGGUGUGUUAGUGUGGCUGCCCACCCAGAAAACGUCAGGGUCUUGGGGCUGGUACUGGGGGGAGGAGACCUGACCCUGCCUUCUUCAGGGGACGCGCGUUUGAGCCGGUCAGAAUUCUCCACUUGAUUCCACCGCUGCCUCCUCUCUGGGUCUGGCACAGUUCGGAAACAGGAGCGUUUGAACCGGGACACUUGCGGAGGAAGACUGGGACACCUCAUUCUGGGCUCUGCAUAGAGGAGCCUCUCUGUGAGAAUCGGGUCUCCCUGCCCUGCCUCCAGCCACCCCCCCGGGUGGGCUGGUGCGACUCCUGCACCCGCUGAGCGAGGGUCCCCUGGGUCAGCAUGCAGGUUUCCUUCGUUUGUACGGAUCACCGGGGCGUAAGCCGCAGCACUGAGGACCGGCUCAAUCGGCAGAACGCCAACAGCCCCGGCACAGGCACGCGCAGCAAGUUCCGCACCGUGGCCAUGGUGGCCCGCAGCCUGGGUCAGCUGUCGGUGCAGACCGUCCCCUCCUCCAGCGACCAGAGCAUGAGGACGGGCAUGAAGUAUAGAAACCUUGGAAAAUCCGGGCUGAGGGUGUCCUGUCUCGGGCUGGGAACAUGGGUGACGUUUGGGGGCCAGAUCACGGAUGAGAUGGCCGAACAGCUGAUGACUCAUGCCUAUGAGAGCGGGAUUAACCUGUUCGACACAGCUGAGGUCUACGCAGCGGGAAAGGCUGAGGUCACCCUGGGAAACAUCAUAAAAAAGAAAGGUUGGAGGCGUUCAAGUCUGGUCAUCACUACAAAGAUCUUCUGGGGCGGAAAAGCGGAAACGGAGAGGGGUCUGUCCCGGAAGCACAUCAUCGAAGGUCUGAAGGCUUCUCUGGAGAGGCUGCAGUUAGAAUACGUAGAUGUGGUGUUCGCCAACAGGCCAGACCCCAAUACGCCCAUGGAAGAGACGGUGCGAGCGAUGACCCACGUGAUCAAUCAGGGGAUGGCUAUGUACUGGGGCACGUCCCGCUGGAGCCCCAUGGAGAUCAUGGAGGCGUACUCUGUGGCCCGGCAGUUCAACCAGAUCCCUCCCAUCUGUGAGCAGGCUGAGUACCACAUGUUUCAGAGAGAGAAGGUGGAGGUGCAGCUCCCAGAGCUCUUCCACAAGAUUGGUGUCGGUGCGAUGACGUGGUCCCCACUGGCCUGCGGGAUCAUCUCAGGGAAAUACGACAGUGGGGUUCCCCCCUACUCACGAGCCUCCCUGAAGGGCUACCAAUGGCUGAAGGACAAGAUCCUGAGCGAGGAGGGCCGGCGCCAGCAGGCGAAGCUGAAAGAGCUGCAGGCGAUCGCGGAGCGGCUGGGCUGCACGCUGCCCCAGCUCGCCAUCGCGUGGUGUCUGCGAAACGAGGGCGUGAGUUCUGUGCUGUUGGGGGCGUCCAACACGGACCAGCUGAUGGAGAACAUAGGAGCGAUACAGGUCCUUCCGAAGCUGUCCUCGUCCAUCGUGCACGAGGUGGACAGCAUCCUGGGAAACAAGCCUUACAGUAAAAAGGACUACCGAUCCUAAGCUGCCGGGGGAGCUCCGCUCGGCACCCUUGCCUGUUCCCACUGUUUGCUUGAGCUUUUACCGAAUGAGAGACCGGCGCAGAAGACCCGCGUAGCCUCGGCCCCAGUGGGGGAAUCGUUUAGAGCCAGCGGCGGACGAGUCCAACCCAUUGGGGGGGUAGUGGGGGGGCCGCGAGGAGCGGCUGAUGAGAGCUCCGCGGGACAAGCGCUCGUAGAUACGUCACUCAAAUUCAGCAGAAACGUGUUUUCAAUCAUAGAAGAGAAAUACAAAAAAAAAAAAAAACUGCACACGCUUGCUUGGCAGUCAAAAUAAACUUUCUGAUUUAUUUUUUCCUCCUCUUUCUGGCCUUUAAAAUACUGUAUGCAUAAAAUGGUAAAAUGGAACAUAGGUCAAUAUAGAAACAGCGAAUGAUCUGUUGCACUUGUAACUAUAAGCAGUCAUUCCCGUUUGUGUUACGGUCUCUGAGAAAUGCACGUCCUCGGCCAUCAUGUCACCAUCUCCCGGGCGACCCUCGGCUCCCUGUCUGCUAGUCCCGUGCUCACACCUUCCUCUGAGAUGGAUAGAUAUAGUUGCGGAUAAGCCGAGAGGCCUUUGGCACUCAGAAGAUCCUCCGUCGUCAUCCUGCCCCUCCAACACUGUGGCUGUAUCGGGGAAACACCAGGCCAGCUGCAGGCCUAAAUCUCAAUCCAUGAGGCCUCCAUGUGCGGCCAGCUGUGGAAGCGGAGACUGUGUCUCUUUUUAAAACAUCUGACAAAACCUGGUCUUAACCUGGUUCUCAGUGUGGUUUGGGUGAGGUGCUUUUGACAGCUGUUUUAUUUUGCUGCCAGUUAACAUGUAAAAAGCCUGGUUGACCAGAUCAGAAAGUCACGCAAUUCACGAGUGACGACGAGUUUUAUCUAUGUCUCUCUAGCUAAGAAAUGCUUAUAAAAUGCUUUAACCACUGUGGUGUGAUGUGUGUCUUUAAAGCAGGAUUAGAUUCAGUGCUGGUUUUACACUAGACGUACCACCAGUGAAUUCUUCAGUUAUGUGCAAUGCAUCUCAUUAUAACAGGAAACAAAUAGAUUUUUAAGGAAUUAUCCAAGUCAACACAGUAAACCACCAGAAAGCUGUGUUAUAUACCUCUUUACCACUGGGCCUGGAUUUACUUAAGCUGGUCACUGAAAAUCGCAAAUAACACCUCACCAGUGGGAGCCCAGUUGUCAGCAACUGUUUCAGGGAGAGCAGACUGGCUGCUGGGGUCGUGUUCUGAGCUGUGAGACGGUUGGCUCGUUAGCGAGUAGGUCAGGAGCAGAAGCAGAGUUUGUGUACGACGCAGUCAUCAUUCAGCCAUUAUAUGUGACUUCUGUACACGUCAUGUUAGCGAUGAACCAUUGUCUUCAGACAGGUGACAUUUCAUGUGGUUCAAGCCAAAGAUUUCUGAGGUGUCUUUCACUGAUGUCUCCCCUCUGCUGAAAGGGAACAUUAUUUUUUCAUCUGCUGUCUGCCUUGUCAUUUUCCUUAUCGACUUAACGUGUUUAUUGGUUUUUGUCAUGCUGUUAGUGGUAAGAAAAUAAUUAUAUCUCAUAAAUUAAUAUAAAUAUAUGAUUAAAAAUUGAGUCUUUAAAUGGUACAUGAUUCUUUUGCUUCUGAUCAUAAGAAUUGUCAGUGUCUGAUUGCGUACUCAAGGGAUUUGAGUCUUCCACUGUGGCUGUCUUUGGACCCGACCGCACUCACGCCUCGGCUGGGAGUCCCGUGUCCAUCAGAACUUUAGUCUCACUGCGGAUACGUGGACAGCCAUGAACUGUGAAGUCCGUCUCCAUUGCACGCACAUUCUACAGAUGAGUGAGGAACGAGGCUGAAUCCGCGAAGACGUGUCGAGUGCUCAGUGUGACGUGCGUUUGACAACAGCUUCUACUUCUGGAGCUUCUGCCCUCCUUGGUCUUGGGAGAAGCUGCCGGGCAUCACUGUGUGGUUAUAAAUAGUUUUGUCAUUGUGUGGAGAGGAGUAAUUAGUGAGCAGCUCUCAUACUUUGUGUGGACUUUCUGUGCUCUAGUGAAACAUACGAGAAUUCCCAGGAAGUCAGACUUUCUUGCGGAAUUUGGAUGGAACCAUCCUCUUGUCCGGUUUGGAGUAUAUUGAACUGUUACCUCUGUGCAGUCUUUGUUUUCCUCCGUGUGGCUGGUCUACAUUUAUUGUACGUAGUUUAAAGUUAUGAGAACCCUGCAGUGACAUGACAGGUGUGUACUGAAAAAAAUGACAGCGGUGAUGAUGAAUCCAGGUCUGACGGCAUUAUGGUUGGAAAUUCUUCACUGACGUGUUGCCUGUGCUUAGCGCAUCUUCUGUCAGUCUGACUUUGCGGAGCAACCUUGUCCAUGUUGUCCUUUUUGUGCUCUCUGGCUCCACCAGCUGGGCACAGUGAAUUUUCAAUAACAAGCAAAUGAGCGACUGCCUGAGUACCUGUCUGUCGCUAUAUAAAAGCAAAACUAAUGGCAUAUUCAGUCAUCUGUGCACACUGUUAUUUUGUACAGAAUGUGACAGACUGAUUCUUCCCAUGGUGGUCUACAAUGAGCACGGUGUUUUAUUGUGGUCCAGUUAUGUGUGUUCAACAUGUCAGUUUAACACUGAAGGUUGAACUGCUGAUCUAUGCACGAGUGUAUUACCCAGGGUGCUUUGCGUGUUCUGUCCAGGAAAAAAUCAGCCUGAAUGGCCACAUACACAUGUCUAAUGUGCCAGUAUGUUUCAGUACAGACUGGAAUGUAUUAAAUUCGACCAGACUCUGACCCUGUAAUCUGAUUUAUCUUGUGGGCCCUGCUUUGGGUCCAUUUGCUAGCAGCAAGAACAGUAGGAAUCUUUGCCCAGAAAGCCAUUGUCUGGCCUGCAUUUCCCGUAUGUCUGCAUGUACAUGACAGCAUUGUCUCCAUGGUGUCCAUUGCAACUGAUCACCAGUAUUUUAUAUGUUAAUCGGUCUCCAUAUUUUUGUUGUGGUCUGUAAUGCUGAGCCUGAGGCCAUAGACAUUGUUUUUUCAAUCACAUAAAUUUUCUGUGUCGUCAUAUGUUCAGAGCGUGCAGAUCCUUAGCUUUAUUAUACUUCAUAGCACUUACAGACUCUUGUGGGUAAAAAGGUAUUCCUGUUUUAUUAAUGGAUAUCAGAUCUGGAAAAAGUGUACCUCAUUACAAAUUAAUUUGGCCAGUAUUAAGAUGCUGGCAUUGUGGAUCCAUGCCCAGUGCCCCGGUCAGUGCCCGCGAUGACCCUGUCUGACUUGCCUUGUAGGCAUUUUCCGUGCUUCUGCACUGGCAGUCGGCAAGGUUGUCCUCAUCUGUGAUGUGGCUGUUGUGUAGUCUGUCUCUUACCGUCACUGGUACAUUUCACUGCCGGACUGUCCCCGCUAACCAGGCAGCCUACUUUUACUGUGAGUUACACAGGAACAAAACGUUCCACACAUUAGCUUUGUUCUCCUAGAGGUAUCUGGUUGUUCUCACACGUUACAGAACCUUAUCUCUGGGCUGUUUUGGGCCUGUCAAACUGUCACCCUUGUUGUCUCUUCCUCCCCCUGCUGGGCAGGAAAAUAUUUUGUAUUUUCUUUGCGAAUUGGUAUGUCUGAUUUUGGCGAGAAGGAGAAACCAUUGCUGCUGCCUGGUUGUGCCGAACGUUUGGGUGAAAGCCAGCAUGUGCUCAGCUUCAGAGUUCUUAGGGCUGCAGGUCAAACUGUCAGAGGAUCUGGCCGCUUGCCUGUACAGCAGUAGGCCGUUCUUCGGAACCCCCAGGUUUACGUUAUCCUGGUGCUCUGCGGUGCUUUGUGAGAGGGGCGUGCCUGACCACCCUGCCAGAGUGAUACAGACCGACUGAUAGACGAGAACUAGUGCUGUGGGUAAGAUCAACUGUAUAUGGUAUGCAUUACACCGGGAGUAUUUUAUAUGUUCUGGAACGUUCUGCAGGUAACUGUCAGAACUCGUUUUAUUUCAGUGUUUUUUGUGACAAAGGAUUACAUGUACUGCAGAUGAAUUCUAGGGUUAUUAAAAAAAAUUGCUGCCGAAAUUGCUUCCUCUCAACGGGUCAGUACCUUCUGUAUGUAUAUAUUUUGACCUCUGUAUAUAGGAAUGGAUGUAUUCACUUCCACCUUUUUUAUUUUAACUUCAUUGCAGGCAUUGCUAACUGCAUUGUGCUUGAAUUUGAAAUUAGACAAUAUGUACAGCUUCAGUAUUUAUGAGAUGAAAAUUAAAAGAGCAUCAUGAGA